UCCGUUCUCUUCGACCUUGCCUCGCGAGUAUGUAAUAUUUUUGCGUAACGCAAUCAGUGAAAGAUGACAUCAGCGUUUCGAACGAGGAUGGGAAAAAAAUUUCGAUCCAACCGCCGAGCGAGUGAUUGGGAUUUCCCGUCGACUUCGUCGGCGACCUGGCAAUUCGAAGCGAUCCGAGCCUCGUGCGCAAUGGGACCUCGGAAAUGAGGAUAGUUUGCUUCUCGUUGCAAUUGCGCGUCGUGUGAUUAUGUUACGCUCUCGAUGGGCGUGCAAACGCUCGUGCAUCACCAGCUGGCUGACGAAUUGUCAGGCUGGCUAAUUUUGCCGCGUCGUUCGACUAUAUCAUACGUAUAUUUCAAGAAAUGGCCUACGAGACAGUGACAUGGCUGAACAACGAUUUCACCGAGAAAGUGAUACAAUUGGCCGAGGUCGACAGCACCAUAAAAGUGAUCGAUAUAUCUGCGAAACCUGCCACCAACAAGGGCGACAAUUACACCAGCGACAUGGUGAGAGUGGUGGCGGAGUUCACGCGGAAACAGGGCACAGCUAAGGUCACCGAGAAGAAGUCGCUUUUGUUCAAGUUCGAGCCGAUAGUCGAAGGGGCGCGAAAGGACUUGAUCGUGGAGUCACAAAUCUUCGAGACCGAAAUCUUCAUGAUGACGAACACGCUGCGGAAGAUGAGCGAGUUGCUGGGCUGUCGCGUGAGUGCACAGGCUUAUUACGUAAAACUGGAACGACCGCUGUGCUUGAUCAUGGAGGAUCUGGCUCCUUUGAACUUUCGUAUGGCCAAUCGUCAUACUGGCCUCGAUAAGGAACACGCCUCACUGGCCAUUCAAGGAUUAGCCAGGUUCCAUGCAGCUUCAGUCGCUGUGUGCGAGAAGGAUCCGAAACAAAAGUCAUUAUACUGGAGAGGAAUGAUCAACAGAGACAAUUUACAAUUAGUAGACUUCUUUAAAGCUGGCGCUACUAAUCUUGCAAAUGAAGUAGAAACAUGGCCAAACGGAAAAAAGUAUGCAGACAAAAUUAAGAAAUUCGCCGAAAAGAUAUUUAACGAGGAACUCCAGGUGAUGAAACGCAAAGACGACGAGUUCAACGUCAUAAAUCAUGGGGACUCGUGGACCAACAACAUGCUGUUCCGAUACGACAAAAAUGACAAGCCUGUCGAGCAUCUUUACGUGGAUUUCCAGCUCUGCCUCUACUGUUCGCCGGCGAUCGACCUGCACUACUUGUUCAACACGAGCGUCUUCGAGGAAAUCGACGACAGCCUCAGUAGCGAGGCUCUGCUCGAAGAAUACAUCACAACUCUAACCGCCACGAUGAAACGGCUCAAUUGCAAAACUCAACCGCCUACCUUGAAAGAGAUAAAGAAGUCCAUGAACGAACGGCUCGUCCACGCGUUGGUGUCGUCGAUGAACAUACUGCCAUUCGCUCUGACCGAGAAGGAUGACGCGAAGACCAUCGACGAUGUAGUGAAAGAAGAGUUCAAAAAUCCCGGGUUAAAGAGCCCGACGUUCCAGAAGAUAAUGUUGAAGCGACUAAAGAAAUUCGACGAAGCUGGCCUUCUAGAUUAGCGAGUUCCACGCGAAAUAGCGCUUGGUUAUGAAAUUAGAACCCACCCUUUGCGAUGAAAUAUUUUUUUCUCCUCCUGCUGACUCUCACCGUUUCUGAUAGUAUUCAAACGUUACGUUAUCAUCGGCAGACCGAUACGCUGACACGCGAAUGCACUUUCACAAUUCUGGGAAAGUUAAUUCAAAGAGUCUGAGAGUAUUAUAUCUUCCGAGUAUUAUCCGCGUCUCGUAUAUCUUUGCAAAUUUUAAACUCCGUGCGAGUGCACGAUUGUCCGUAAUCUAAUUGUCGUAGCGAAUAUCUAAAUGUACAAAUAAGCGUGAUAUUCUAAAUUCGCAACAUUUCCACGUAUUACCACGUCUGUUGUAAGGGCAAUUAAACUUGACGUGUACGCGGCUUUGACAGAGGCAACGAGAAAGGAAAGAAGAGAGGUGGAAAUGAAUUUUGAACGCGGA
Molecule: messenger RNA, 2021 nt
Organism: Frieseomelitta varia
Lineage: Eukaryota; Metazoa; Arthropoda; Insecta; Hymenoptera; Apidae
Exons: 6
Coding region: 363-1571 (402 amino acids)
Source: RefSeq, a predicted model, not a curated record